This is a messenger RNA of Telopea speciosissima, 1028 nucleotides long. Its product is annotated as D-aminoacyl-tRNA deacylase. Lineage: Eukaryota; Viridiplantae; Streptophyta; Magnoliopsida; Proteales; Proteaceae. The record is from RefSeq and is a predicted model, not a curated record. Gene Ontology annotation, biological process: D-amino acid catabolic process. Gene Ontology annotation, molecular function: D-aminoacyl-tRNA deacylase activity. Bases 25 to 975 code for a protein of 316 amino acids. The transcript is spliced from 10 exons.
GAAGAAGAAGAAGAAAAAGAAGAGAUGGUGACACUGGUAGUAGCUACAACGAUCGACCCGGCUUCCAUUGGCCCUGCCUCUGCGUUCCUAGCGAUGCCUGGUUGGCACCCUGGUCCUUUUCUCCAGGAAAUACCGAGUUAUGUAAAUGGGGAAGUGAGGCUACUCAAACAUGACAACAGCAUAGUGAAGGAGGAUCACUUGGACAAGCGUUGGGAGGCGGCCACCGGCGAGGUUAUCAACGAUGUCAUCUUCCUAAGCAGACACACCGCCGUCUCCAACCGUCCUGCUCUCACUGUUCACCCCAUUGGCAUACCCCAUUUACGUGAAGGUGAUGAACCGCCGCAAGGUGGAAAGCCCGGAUGGGCAGCUCCUCCAAAUCCUAGGAUUGGACCAUGGCUUAGACUUUUGAAGAGGAUUGCGCAAAACCAUAAUCUAAUUCCUGAGUUUGAGGUUACUUUGGAGGCUACCCAUCAUGGGCCUGAGAUCGAUUCACCAACCAUGUUCGUAGAGAUUGGUAGCACAGAAGAAUAUUGGGGGAGGCAAGAUGCUGCUCAAGCCAUUGCAUUAUUACUGUGGGAAGGGCUUGGGCUUGGGGGAGGUGGUGCAGUAGGAAACUGGAACAGGAACACUGAUAGAAACAAAAUCCUGCUAGGGAUAGGGGGUGGACAUUAUGCACCGAGACAUAUGGAUGUUGUUCUGAAAGAUGAUGUUUGGGUGGGUCACCUUCUUUCUGGGUAUUCAAUACCAAUGGAAGAUCCAGGUCCCUCAAAAGGAGGAACAAAUGCAAAAGAUAUUGGUGGAACAUGGAGAGAAUCAAUUAAGGUAGGAUUCGAAGCUACUCAAGCAGCUUUUCCAGGUGGAGAAGUUAUGGCACAUCUAGAUCACAAGAGUUUCAAGAGUUGGCAGAAGAUUGCAAUUACAGGAUUCCUAGCUGAACUGAAUAUAAAGAUUGGCAAACCUGGUGAUUUCUACUGAUUUGCAAACCUGAUGACUUCUAUUGAUCGUCUUAUUAUUGCCGAUGAUAUUAU